Messenger RNA from Coregonus clupeaformis (lake whitefish), 2425 nucleotides. Its product is annotated as serine racemase-like. The record is from RefSeq and is a predicted model, not a curated record. Lineage: Eukaryota; Metazoa; Chordata; Actinopteri; Salmoniformes; Salmonidae. Gene Ontology annotation, molecular function: threonine deaminase activity; L-serine ammonia-lyase activity. Bases 136 to 1752 code for a protein of 538 amino acids. Gene Ontology annotation, biological process: L-threonine catabolic process; L-serine catabolic process. The transcript has 11 exons.
GGGAGCGCUCUGAGCUGGCGCACUGUCCAACACACUCCUGGACGUGCCACACACACAGAAGGAGCAGGGAGAGGACUUUUCAGAACGUAUCUAGAGUGGAUCCUGGGACUAUAGCUGAAAACUCUGUGGUCCAGGAUGAACUUUGCCGCCCAGUUCAUCUACGCCAACUACGUCGGUGAUGGAUCGCCCAGCAGAGUGGGAUUCAACGACAGUGAGAAUGACCCCUUCUGGCAGAGCGAGGAUCAGCGUCUUGGGCCAACUAAACAGGGCUGCUCCACCUCCUCCAAGAGUACCUGCAACAAGGACGCCCCCGUCUGUAAUGGGGUUGAAGGCUGGAGGCCCACCCUCAUCCACCCGGAGCGCCUGAAGGACUUUGGUAUUGAGGAGGAGGAGUGCCUCAAUGGGGAAGUCAAGACCUUCGAGACCAAGGUGGUGGGCGCCCCUGAGAUCCAGCUAAUGGACCCACCCAAGACUAACAAGAAGAGAGGCAGCGAGCGCAAAGCAGUCGCACCACCCAAGCCUGAGUACCUUAGCUUCGAGGACAUCAGUGCUGCAGCCAUCAAAAUCCAGUCAGGGAUGCAGAAGACCCCCUGCACGUACUCCAGACUGUCCAAACAGUAUGGCAUGGAGAUCUUCCUAAAGAAGGAGCACCUCCACUACACAGGCUCAGUGAAGGAGAGAGGCGUUCUGUACCUACUCACCUCCCUCAACCAGGAGCAGCAGAAGAAGGGAGUGAUCGUGGCUACAGACUGUAGCUUCUCCAUGGCCGUGGCCCACCAUGCGGUGGAGUUGAGGAUCCCAGUGUUUGUCAUCAUGCCAGCCAGCUGUGCCCAGCCCCACCUCAGAAUAUACCGAGACUAUGGCGCAAUGGUCAUCUCCUACGGUAGUACCGCCAGGGACUCCCUGAACCAUGCCCGCCACCUGGCCAAGGAAAAUGGAUACCUCUGCCUGGAAGAGGAUGAUAGUGCUCUGUACUUGGCAGGGCUGGGCACAGUAGGCAUGGAGAUCUAUGAGCAGGUGCCCAAACUAGAUGCAGUCAUUGUGUCCACUGGUGGGCAGUGUAGUCUACUGGUUAGCACAGCAGCAGCCAUCAAACACCUCAACUCACGCAUCACUGUCAUAGGAGUUGAACCAGAAGGAUUCCCACUGCUACUACAGUCCCUCAAAACAGGCAGCCCAGUGACUAGUGAACGUUACAGCAUCCCCAACAAGAAGCUUUAUGGAGAUAUAUUUGAGCACUCACUGGGGACACACACCUUCCAGCUGGCUAAGACAUUUGUGGACAAAGUCAUUACUGUCAGAGAGGAGGACUCUCUGGUAGCCAUGCUGAGGUUCCAGGAGUUUGAACGCUCCACAGUAGACACAGAGGGAGCCAUGGGACUAGCGGCCAUCUUGGCUGGGCAACUACCAGAGCUAAAGGGCAAAAGGGUAGCUGUGGUGGUGAGCAGUGCUAACAUGGAGUUGGACCUGAUCAGACAGUGUGUUGACCGCGCCCUGAUUCUGGAUGACCGCGUCAACAAGUUUACAGUGCAGCUGGGGGACUUUCCGGGGGACAUGGCCAAGCUACUGGACAUGCUGGCAAGAGAGGACAUCAAGUUGUUGGAUGUUUGCCACCGGAGAUACAGUGACAGAGGCGAUCUCUUCAAGGCCCAGGUGGAGUGUGUAGUGGAGACCAGGGAUAAAACACAGAGCACUCAGCUCCGCAGGACACUGUCUGAGCGCUACCCCACACUACGCUGGCUGGAGCGGUGAUCAACACUUGUCAUGGCUCUCAAUCUGAACACCCACACACACACGGACAAAGCAUGUACACGCAUGUACAUACACACCCACAAUGAAACAGAAACAUUGUGAAUAUAUAUGCAAACUAACACAAAAUACAUGCAUUGAAAUCUUUGCUGCAGAGAGGAGAUACAAUUAAAUACUGGAAUAUAUGGCAUUUACUGCAUAUACUGCUCUGAUGAGAAAACAAUACUUUCACCCAACACUUCUGUUAUUAGGGAGCUCAGGGGGUACUUUUGGGCCAGUUGCACGGACACAGAUUAAGCCCAGCUAGUCCUGGACUAAAAAUCUAUUUCUAUGGAGAUUCUCCAUUGAGCAUACUUUUUAGUCCAGAACCAGGCUUAAUCUGUGCCUUGGAAACAGGCCCGUUGAGUGUGAUAAUGAUUAACAUUAACAUUCCAGUGAGUCACGCCAGUGCAUUAGCUACUGUCCGACAUAGUCUACUCAUGGUUAGCCCCUAGUUAGGAGCUAGCGUUUUGAUGUGGUUCCUCCUUACAAACCACUACUGUUGCACUGAGAGAAAAAAUAACACAUUAAGUAUACAGUAUUUUCAAUACAGAUUGUUUUUGAAUUGUUGUACAUAUCUAUAUUUAUAACAACAGCGGUAGUGACAAUCAAAACUAAUAUGUUCUGGAAAUAAAAG